AUGGUUAUGAAAGGAUCAAGAUCAACAACUCUUAAGAGAAAAGUAGAUGGAUUUCCUCCUACUACUAUUAAGAAGACCAAGAUUGCAGUACCUGAGUCUGAUAGUACCAAAUUCACGAGUCUUUAUGAAAUUGCUCCUGCGAAUUUAUUGCAUAUAUCCAGUCGUCAAUCAAAGGUUAGGCUUGUUCAUGCACAAAGAAAAGGUCAACGAAGCUUUGGAAAUCCUACCAACCAGAAAACAAAAGCAAUUUUGGGUGUAGGGGGCCUUAAUGAUCCAAUUGGAUCUGCGCAUGAUGUAACUGAUAUACAUGGGAUGUGUGAAGGUAAAAGUAAGUUAUCUGGUUAUAACUCUGUUCAAGCUUUAAGCAUUGCACUGUUUAAAUGCAUAAUUGUUGUUUACUAA
Lactuca virosa is the source of this 402-nucleotide messenger RNA. Lineage: Eukaryota; Viridiplantae; Streptophyta; Magnoliopsida; Asterales; Asteraceae. The record is from the annotation of a GenBank genome assembly.